Messenger RNA from Nothoprocta perdicaria, 398 nucleotides. RefSeq names its product host cell factor 1-like. Gene Ontology annotation, molecular function: protein binding; transcription coactivator activity. The transcript has 3 exons. The record is from RefSeq and is a predicted model, not a curated record. Lineage: Eukaryota; Metazoa; Chordata; Aves; Tinamiformes; Tinamidae. Gene Ontology annotation, biological process: regulation of DNA-templated transcription; chromatin remodeling. The annotation marks the transcript as partial. Gene Ontology annotation, cellular component: histone methyltransferase complex.
AUGUACGUCUUCGGCGGCUGGGUGCCCCUCGUCAUGGACGACGUCAAGGUGGCCACGCACGAGAAGGAGUGGAAGUGCACCAACACCCUGGCGUGCCUCAACCUGGACUCCAUGGCGUGGGAGCCGCUCGUGACGGACCCGCUGGAGGACAACGUGCCGCGGGCGCGCGCCGGCCACUGCGCCGUGGCCAUCGCCACGCGCCUCUACAUCUGGAGCGGCCGCGACGGCUACCGCAAGGCCUGGAACAACCAGGUGUGCUGCAAGGACCUCUGGUACCUGGAGACCGAGCGGCCGGCGGCGCCGGGCCGCGUGCAGCUCGUGCGCGCCAACACGGCCUCGCUGGAGGUGAGCUGGGGCGCCGUGCCCGCCGCCGACGCCUACCUGCUGCAGCUGCAGAA